CGAUGAGUGGAAAUCGGAAGCGAAACACAUCAGAGCCUCGUGAGGACGAUGAAGAUGACUAUUCCACUAAACGAAAACGGAAUAACGAAGCUGUGAACAGAACCCGACAAAAAAAACGCCAGGAAGAAAAUGACACUGCAGAAAAAGUAGACGAAUUAAAAAAGGAGAACGAAACACUAGAAAGAAAGGUCGAGCAGCUACAGAAAGAGUUAUCAUUUCUUAAAGAAAUGUUUAUGGCAUAUGCGAAAAACGACGGAAAUGAUGGACCACCACCACCGCCACCACCAUCUUCUUCCGCCGUGUAGAUAACAAUUUAAUCAAAGAUUUAUCCACCAUUUCUGUAAAUUUUAUACAAAUAACUCAAUUCACGCAUUCCAAUAACCAAAGAAAAAUAAAUUUAGAAAACGCUUU
This is a messenger RNA of Caenorhabditis elegans, 411 nucleotides long. RefSeq names its product CCAAT/enhancer-binding protein homolog 2 (gene cebp-2). Bases 3 to 305 code for a protein of 100 amino acids. The transcript has 3 exons. Lineage: Eukaryota; Metazoa; Nematoda; Chromadorea; Rhabditida; Rhabditidae. Gene Ontology annotation, molecular function: DNA-binding transcription factor activity. Gene Ontology annotation, biological process: regulation of DNA-templated transcription; regulation of transcription by RNA polymerase II; DNA-templated transcription. Gene Ontology annotation, cellular component: nucleus. The record is from RefSeq and is marked reviewed.